AUGUGUGGAAGAAGCUUCCGGAGCCUGGGGUGUCUCAGAAUUCACCAGAAGGAACGCCAUCGAGAGAAGAUGUAUUCCUGUGCUGAAUGCGAGAAAAGCUUCAGGUGGAGAAAAUGCCUUACUAACCACGAGCAGAUCCACACGAGAGAGGAGCCCUAUAAGUGUGAAGUGUGUUUCAGGAACUGCAGACACAAGGCAAAUCUCAUUGCCCACAUGAGGGUCCACACUGGAGAGAGACCCUUUCGAUGUCCAGAAUGCCAGAAGAAUUUCAAGAGCCAAGGAAAUCUGAAAGCCCAUCAGCUAGUGCACACGGGAGAGAAGCCCUUUGAAUGUCUCGAGUGUGGGAAGGCCUUCAGAAAUCGAGAAACUUUCAUCACGCACAUGAGGUUGCACACUGGAGAGGAGCCCUAUAAGUGUGGGGUGUGUGCCAGGGGCUUCAGACGGAAGGGAUACCUCUCUGCCCACUCGAGGGUCCACUCUGGAGAUAGACCCUUCCAAUGUCCGGAGUGCCAGAGGAGCUUCAAGACGAAAGGAAAUCUCAACACGCAUAAGCAAGUGCACACGGGAGAGAAGCCCUUUGAAUGUCUCGAGUGUGGGAAGGCUUUCCGCCAGAAGGGCAAUCUGAUGAAACACGAGAGGAUUCACAGAGGCAUCAAACUCUUUAUAUGUCUCCAGUGUGAGAGAAGCUUCAGAGAGAAAGACAGCCUUGUUGCCCACAUGAGAGUCCACACUGGCGAAAGACCCUAUCAGUGCUCGGAGUGCCCCAAGAACUUCAAGAGCAAAGGAAAUCUUCGGGUGCAUCUGCGAGUGCACACAGGAGAGAAGCCCUAUGAAUGUCUCGAAUGUGGGAAGGCCUUCAGCCAGAAGAGCAGUCUGACGCUGCAUGAGAGGAUUCACAAAGGCAUCAAACCCUAUGUGUGUCCCCAUUGUGAAAAAGCCUUCAGAGUCAAAUACCAAUUAGUGGUCCACAUAAGAAUUCACACAAGGGAGAAGCCCUAUGAAUGCCCUGACUGCAGAAAAGCCUUCAGUCAGAUGGGAAUUCUCAGGGUCCAUCAGAGGAUUCACACAGGAGAAAAACCCUACCAGUGUCCCAACUGUGAAAAAAGCUUCCGGAGCCUAGGAAAUCUCACUGGGCACCAGCGUCUGCAUACUGGAGAGAGACCAUACAGUUGCCAGCAGCGUGGGAAAGAUUUCAGCCAGUCAGGGACUCUGACUACCCACAAGAGAACCCACAAAACUAGGCACUGUUCUUGA
Ornithorhynchus anatinus (platypus) is the source of this 1254-nucleotide messenger RNA. Its product is annotated as gastrula zinc finger protein XlCGF52.1-like. The record is from RefSeq and is a predicted model, not a curated record. Gene Ontology annotation, cellular component: nucleus. The transcript has a single exon. NCBI's taxonomy places the organism in Eukaryota, Metazoa, Chordata, Mammalia, Monotremata, Ornithorhynchidae. Gene Ontology annotation, biological process: regulation of transcription by RNA polymerase II. Gene Ontology annotation, molecular function: DNA-binding transcription activator activity, RNA polymerase II-specific; RNA polymerase II cis-regulatory region sequence-specific DNA binding. The coding region runs from base 1 to 1254 and encodes 417 amino acids.